CUGUUGCUUUCGAUUGUUGUCCGAGUCCGAGUAAAGUUCAGCGGAAAUUAAAGUUAAAAUUUUAAAGCUACAUUUUCAUUAAAGUGUUACAAUAAAAGUAGUAAUUUUUGAUAAUAAUAGUGCCUUCAUACAUUCCUAGCGUGAUGGACAAUUAUGGCACAAUGAACAAUUCAUACGGAAACAUUGUGUACAGUGGUCAGAUUAGUGAAAUUACACAACUGCAAAAUCAAACAGUGCAGUAUCAAUAUCAGCAACAAGAGCAACAGCAGUACUUCGACGGAUUGAAGGAAAAUCAGUACCAGGGGCGGGAAACCAUUAUCGCUAAUACUGUCACGGCUCAAGCGCCCGGUACGUACGUCGAACAAGUGAAUUAUCAGACAACGGAACAAGGAUACUCUGUUGCAAUGGAACAACCGGCACCUGUUGAAAAUCAUGAUGGUCAAGUGGAGACACUUGAUGAAAACCAUCAAACAACUGCCGAAGUCCAAGAACCGGUUACGGAGGAACCCGCGGUUGACACAAAUGGUCAGCAAGAAGAACAUAUGGAAGAAGAACAUUUAGAAGAAGAGAAGGAAGCGUCUGAAGAUAAGAAAGAUGAAGUUGAAAAUGCCGAGGAAGAACCUAAGGAAGAUACUACGGAUAAACCUGCCGUAGAAGAUAAUAAGGAUGAGACAAAGGAGGAGGUGAAAGAGGAAGAAGUAAAAGAUGAAGCCGGCAAAGCUAAAGUUGUUCGUCGAAAAGAUGGUACACCUGCAGAUUUGGAUAUUUGCCGAGUUUGCCAAUCGAAAGAGGAACUGGGUGAUAUUUUCGAAUUCGAAACCUCCGUUAGAAUUUGUGAUUUGAUUAUGAAGUUAUGCACCAACGUUCGCAUUGCUGAACGUGAUCAUCUGCCGCACAAGAUCUGCAAAAGUUGUGUCGAAAAGCUCAGAAUAGCGCACGAUUUCAAGACCCUCUGUGAAAAUACAGACAAGGAGCUACGGCAAACGUUGAAGCGAAGCUACAAGUCCAGAAGGACUACCGAUUUCGUGAUUGUUAACUGUCCCAUGUCAGAUGAGGACAAGAGUGACGAGGAACCGCAAGAUGAUGAUGAAUAUAAAGUUUCUCAAUCGGAAGUUGAAUCAGAACCAGUAACAUCAGACGAUAGUUUUGCACCUUCUCCCAAGAAAAAGAAGACUCCUAAGCGACGAGGACGCAGACAAAGGAGCGAGCCGACACCAGUUGAACCGCCGGUUAAGCGGAGAAGAGGGCGGCAACCUGGAUAUAGCCCCAAAGCUGCAGCCGCAGCAAAGACAUCCAAAUCACCUGUGAAGGCGGCUGUUAUUGAGGAUACUCCCCGUCGCCGUGGUCGCCCUCCAAAGAAUCGAUCUCCUGGUCUUGCUAAUGUGGUCUAUAUUGAGGCGCCUGAUCCCAGCUCAUCGGAUAGUGAGGAUGACAAGCCGAUCCGACCCCGAAAAACACACGACUGCAACAAGUGUGACGAAACGUUCAAAACCGGUGUUGAGCUUAAAGAGCAUCUCCAAACCCAUAAAGGUGACCUCUUCCCCUGUACAAAAUGUGAGAAAACCUUCAAAUCAAAAGUCUAUCUGUCGAACCACCUGGAACGGCACACACAGGACGAGAAGAAGCGCGAAGAAAAGCUGAAGGCAAAGGAAAUGAAGAAGCAACAACAACGACUCAAGGAGAUCCAGAAGCGCAAGGAGCACGAAGAACGUCUCAAACGGCAAAAGUCCCAAACUGGCAGCGCGGAGAAGAAGAAAAAAGUGGAAGCAUCACCGGUUGGCACCGGAAGGGAUCUGUUCAAGUGCGUGGCUCCGCUGACUUCCACCUACUGGAGCGACAGCUUUUCGGAUUAAGGCAACAACGGUCGGACUACUGUCGGAUGUAUGGCUAUCGUGUGCGUUUAGCUAUUGGAAGCGUGUGAGCAUCCCGAUGAAUGAAUCGCAAAGUUCGAACCACGGUGCCAUUGAGAUCGUCGGCGAGUGAAACACUAAAAGUUUAGAUUUUCGGUUCCCAUUUAUUUUUGACUACGUGAUCGACGUAGACAUUUUUUUUUCUUCUUGCGUGGAGAAGGACCUUUAGCCGUCUUUCGAUUCGUUUGCGUCAAAGAACCGCUUUGAACGUGACACUUCUAACGGUGUGUAAAUAUCAUACUGAAUUAUUUUAAACCCCCAGAGUAAUAAAAACAAAACUACUAAUAAACAUAUGUCUAGCGAGAGCGAAAGGUACAGUGAGUGGUACUAUAACAUAAAGAAAAUAGGAUAAGGUAGAUUGAAUGUAAGGUCUUUGAUUAUAUUGCUGCUAACUGAUAUUGAGAGAAAUCUAUCGUCACACGUUUAGUUAGGCUACAGGUUGCACCGGCAUAUCUUCUUUCAUACAUCUUUGUUUUUAGAACAAUCAAGAAACAAUCGACAAAAUCAUACUAAGAGAUGUAUAAGUUUAUGAUACUACAAGUACUACAGCCACAAAACAAAUCUAAGCUGUUUAUUUAAGUGCAAUGUUCAUCCCAGACGCAAAAAAAAAAAAACAAAUCCAUUUUAUAAGAUGAACAAAUGUAAAACAUUCAGAACCGAUUGAAACCAGCAUACUUUUUCACGAGGAUAGAAGAAUUUUAGGUUGUCAAACGAUACUAGUAAGCAUUUGGAUUCCUCUUCAGAACGCAUUCGAUAAAUAAAAUAUAAAACUGGUGAAAUAA
Messenger RNA from Aedes albopictus (Asian tiger mosquito), 2692 nucleotides. Its product is annotated as gelsolin-related protein of 125 kDa. The transcript is spliced from 3 exons. NCBI's taxonomy places the organism in Eukaryota, Metazoa, Arthropoda, Insecta, Diptera, Culicidae. Gene Ontology annotation, molecular function: zinc ion binding. The record is from RefSeq and is a predicted model, not a curated record. The coding region runs from base 144 to 1853 and encodes 569 amino acids. Gene Ontology annotation, cellular component: nucleus.